This is a messenger RNA of Dreissena polymorpha, 9513 nucleotides long. Its product is annotated as mushroom body large-type Kenyon cell-specific protein 1-like. Gene Ontology annotation, cellular component: nucleus. The transcript has 11 exons. Gene Ontology annotation, molecular function: DNA binding. The record is from RefSeq and is a predicted model, not a curated record. Lineage: Eukaryota; Metazoa; Mollusca; Bivalvia; Myida; Dreissenidae. Gene Ontology annotation, biological process: regulation of transcription by RNA polymerase II. Bases 22 to 2337 code for a protein of 771 amino acids.
GAACAAAGACCACAUAAAACGAUGACGUAUCGAGGUUCAAUUGUCAACAUGGUUGACUGCGGUAACUUACGAUGCUUUCAAGAAAGACGUUUAAUUAAAAAAGACUUGAUGUCAUGGAGUAAAAAGAUACCAUUGGUCGUAGGACUUGAAACAAUUGCUGAGCACGUUGGCAGCAGACGGAAAGUACGGAAGUUAUUUGAACCCUUCCACAGUCUGGAAAGUAAGACGCCCCAGGACUGGGAGCCAGAAGAAAACUGUUUCUACUGUUCGGACAGAAUACAGCUUCUGUUUGAUGCAAUAGAGAAGACAGAUUCUAAAGAAGGUGGAAAGAUUCUCAAAGACCAUCCAAGCUUACGUCAUCUGGGCGAAGUGCUUCCAUUCUUACCUCAGUUCUACACAAGCGACUUCGGGCGUGACCUCCUCACAGACAUCAAGUCUGCCAGCACAGAGCCCGAGCCAUCAUCUCCCGAGAAAGAACCUGAGCCCGAGCCCAAGGCCAACAUUGAGCUCAAAGUGCCUGCUGUGUCCUCCCCUGGACCCAGUGCGAAGUUGAAGAAGGCCAGCCCUCCAAACAGCAGGAAGUGCCACCUUGAUGAGGACCUCUCCUCCUCCAUGUCUGAGGUGAAGGGCGCGACACUGACUGGCCGUCGUGGGGGAUCUAUGUACGGUGUACCCAGAAGAACCCUCAGAACAAAGAUGUUCAAGAUGGAGACAGAUGAGAGCAGAGUGACUGCGGCCACAUUGCUAGAUGACGACUCCCACAGCAGCACAGACAUAUCCCAUAAUGCACCGGCCUCUGAGCUGGCCUUGUUCAAACACCUACCACGCUAUGGAGAGAUCCACGAUAGGCCUCUCAUGCUGACAGACCUGCUACAGCUGUCCUCACUGCAGUACCUGACCCCCAUUGCCAUGCCCUACUUCAUCACACCGGAGAUGAUUAGCAUGCACUACGGCAACAUGGAGGAGGAGACAGAGUGGGAGAGGAGGCUGCAGGCUCUCAGGCACAAGCACAACAUCAGCCAGGCAUCCAUGAACCACUACAAGGCGAAGGCAGCUGCCCACAGAUUCAAGCCCUACCAGCACGAUCUGAUCAAGAGGCUUACCCACGAGAGGCUCCAGCAGGAGAUCCGAGCUAUCAGGACCCGCAGGCGUGACGAAUGCACGGCCAGCAAUGAGGUCCCCGCAGCCAGGCCCUCAGCCAAGUCCAGAAGUGGUAGGGUGUGCGAUGGGCGUGACCGCCACGUCUCGGACCACCACCACCACCACCAAGCACCGCCACAAGCAAAGAGAGUUAAACGCGAACUCAAGGAGAGUUCUGUUAUGAAUUCCAGCGGCCUUUUGCAGGAUGCCCUUUACAAAGCCUUAAAUACAAGCCAUCCAUUCCUGAACAGCCUGCACGAGUCUAACUCCUCGGAUUCCGAUGCGGGUAACAAAGUGCCUGAUUAUAUCUAUCAAUCGCUACCCUCAAUCGGUGAGAAGAGGGGCCCGGCCCUUUCAAAAGACAGCGACAUGGAGAGGAGGAUCUACGAAGGCCUUUUAAAAUAUGACAAUACCAGGAUUGGGGAUACCCUCAAAGACAUUAUAGUCAAAACGAUCUCAGAGAAAGUCAAGUGCAAGCUGGAAUCAACAGAUUUUGCUGGCCUUGUGGGUUCGGCGACCAAUGAAGAAAAGCAAAAAGCAAAAGAGUCAAUUUUGUCUGCAUUUUCCGUACCAGAUGUAUGUGCCUCAUCUCCCCCUAAAAGAAGCCGUCGUGAGUCCCAUCAUGGCAGCCAGGGAAAGUCUUCAUCAACAUCAGCGUCAGUUACAUCUAGCCAUAAUUCCUCAUCUGGUGGAACGCAGGCCAAGAAAACAAGACCAAAACGUGGCCAGUACCGAAAAUACAACAGCCAGCUGCUCACGGAAGCUGUGAAAGCGGUACAGAGGGGAGAGAUGAGUGUCCACAGGGCGGGCAGCUACUAUGGGGUGCCUCAUUCCACACUGGAGUACAAAGUGAAAGAGCGCCACCUAUUGAGGCAAAAGAAAAUCAAGGAGCAGCAAGAAGCAAAACAGAAACAAGAGGCAGAGGCAGCCAAGAGAAAGGAAGAUGAGGAGAACUCUAACUCUCAAGGCUCACUGGAUGAGGAGGAACUGUCACCAGACAAGAGAAUGUCCUCCAGAGAGUCGUCCAACUCUAGUCCACCCAAAUCAGGUCAAUCCACGUCCCCAUGGUUGCCAGCUAUGUCCGGGGGCUUGCCUUAUGAGAACGCUGCCGCCCUGGGCCUGUUUGGCGUGGGUUUCGGUAUCAGCACCCCUGCAUCAGAGCUGCUAAGGAAACUGCAGCAUAAAGUGCAGAGUUGAGAGAGCGGUCCAUGCAUGUGCCAUCAUACAUGUGAAGCCAAUGAGGUCAAGUUUAUCACAUGUGUGUCUCGACUGUGUCUCAAUGUCUGUGUGAAACAUUCUCUUAUAUCAGCGCUGUUAACCAUCAUCCAAGUCAUCAUCUGAUGUUUGUGCAUCAGCAUGUGAACAGGUUUUGAUUGUCAUGAUACCUCUUCAGAAUAUGUUUAAGGUGGUUUUAACCCUUUACCACUUGGAUACAUAUUUUCACACAUGUGUACUCCCUUAGAAAGUUAUAUUUAAUUUAAUACCUUUCCUACUACCGUAGAUUCAGUUUUUAAGGCUUCAUCUCCAAACCUUAGAUACUGAUGAGCAGCAAACAGCAUAAAACCUGAACAGACUGCGAGUUACUCAAAGGCUGUUCUGGUUUUAUGCUGUUUGCACAUAGCCAUUUUCACGUUGCUUCUGAGUGGAAAAGGGUUAAAUAAAUGAGUGUUCUAGUCAGCAAAAGCCUGUGUUUGACUUUUUGUACAAUAAACUCUAGUCAAGAUAUAAAUGGCCAUUACAUGAUGUUCUUUUUUAAUCCUAUGAUACCUUGUUAAUGUUUAUCUCAUUUGUUUUGUAUUGUGUUAUAUUACUUUUUCAUAUGUAUUUUCCAAUUAGACCAGGUCAUGUGCACCAUUUACAACCAAAUAAGUUUAUUUUGUAAAAUUUGAGAAAAUUGAAUCGUUCAGGUUGAAUAGAAUAAUAUUGAAUUCCUCACAUGGCGAUAAGACGUUCCUAUGAAUAUAGACCAGCAAAAGUUGUCUCUAAAUACACACUGAACAUCUCAUUUAUUAUACUAAAGAAUAUUCUUGCAAAGUUGAUCAAAAGUUUAAGACACAUUAUAUUCUCAACAUAGAAACAUUUAAUUAUUCGUAAUAGAAUAAUUGAAUAAGUAACACAUUGAAGUUGACAUAGACCAAACAAUUGUACUCUGAAGGAUACUUUGACCAAUGCUGAUUUGCGGGUCCGGUCAAGUAUGAAGUGGUGUAGUGGAUAUGGUGUCGGCCUAGCGAUUGGGAGGUCACAGGUUUGAUCCCAACUGUGGGAGCGUUCUUUAGAUUACCGCCAUAGACACCAAGUAUAGUGUUGUUGAUAUGGUGUCCCCCUAGCGAUCGGGAGGUCACAGGUUUGAUCCCCACUGUGGGAGCAUUCUUUAAAUCUCCCCCUAAAGACACCAAGUACUGGUUUUUGUGCCAGUAAAUGGACUAGAGAGCGUUUCAAAUAAGCCUUUGCCUUUCUAUGCAAUCAAUCUAAAAUAAAUAGGUUUAAACUAGUUAGACCAGGUGUCUUUUUUUUUAAAGGGGCCUUUUCACAUUUUGGUAAAUUGAUAACAUUAAAAACAGUUGUUUCAGAUUCGCAAAUUUUCGUUUUAGUUAUGAUAUUUGUGAGGAAAUAGUAAUACUGAACAGUUAUAAUGCUCUAAAAUAUCCAUAAUAUGCAUUUUUUGACGAUUUGAAAACCUGAAAAUUAUAAAUUGUUGCUGCUUGCAUUGCGAAACGAUUGAAUAAUUUGGAAAUGUCUGUUGUUGUCGUUGUUUUUUUUGUGAAACUAUGAGGAUUGCAUAUAUAAAGUAAGUACAUCAAUCACCUCAUAGUAUAAUCAAGGAUAGCCGAGUGGUCUAAGCGGAAGAAUUUUACUCCAGGACUCCAGGGGUCAGUGGUUCGAGCCCAGUUGAGGGUUACUUUUUUUUAAGCCCCCGGAUCGAAAGAUCGGGGUAUAUUGUUUUUGGCCUUGGUCUGUCAUUCAUUCAUUGUGUGUGUCCCAAAACUUUAACCUUGGUUAAAGUUUUGUAAUAACUUUUGCAUUAUUGAAGAUAGCAACUUGAUAUGCAUGUGUAUCUCAUGGAGCUGCACAUUUUGAGUGGUGAAAGGUCAAGGUCAUCCUUCAAGGUUAAAGUUCAAAUAUAUGGCUUCAAAGUGGUGCAUUAGGGGGCAUUGUGUUUCUGACAAACACAUCUCUUGUUUUUAUCUUUUUAUGCCCCCGGAUCGAAAGAUCGGGGGUAUAUUGUUUUUGGCCUGUCUGUCAUUGUAUGUGUGUGUGUGUCCCAAAACUUUAACCAAAACUUUAACUUUGGUCAUAACUUUUGCAAUAUUCAAGAUAGCAACUUGAUAUUUGGCAUGCAUGUGUAUCUCAUGGAGCUGCACUUUUUGAGUGGUGAAAGGUCAAGGUCAUCCUUUAAGAUCAAAGGUCAAAAAAACUAAUUAAAAAACUUUAACCUUUUUCAUAACUUUUGCAAUAUUGAAGAUAGCAACUUGAUAUUUGGCAUGCAUGUGUAUCUCAUGGAGCUGCAAAUUUUGAGCGGUGAAAGGUCAAGGUCAUCCUUCAAGGUCAAAGGUCAAAUUUAUGGCUUCAAAGCGGCGCAAUAGGGGGCAUUGUGUUUCUUACAAACACAUCUCUUGUUUUAAUUGUAUUCUUGUUUAUUUUACUGGAGUUUUUUAGGUCCAAUCUUUAAAUGUAUUUAUAUAAAGUAUUUAAUGACAAACUUUAAUACAUGCCAAAAUCUGUGGAAAGGCCCCUUUAAAGUGAAAAAUAGGUAUACCCAACUUAGAUUACUAAAUAAAAAUGACACAAUGUCAAGAAGAUUGUUGUGUUUUACUGUACACCAAGUCUAAAAUCUGUUGUAAAAUAAUAAUAAUCAUGAAUUGAUAUCAGAUACAGAUCAGAAAUAGAAAUCUACCAAAAAUAUAUGUGAAUAUUCUUAUGAACCCUUAUAUAAUUGUAUUCCUAUUUUGACUGUGCAAUAAUUUAUACCGGUACUACAGUUGACACUCAAAUGCAAAAAAAUAUUUCUCAGUGUUUGAAAAGCAUAUUUCCACAUUAAAUACUGUAAUCUAGCAUUACAUCCCUUAUAAGUUUCAAGGCAUUAAAAGUCUCAAGGCAUUCAAUUUAUCAUACAUUUUACUUUCUUUAUUGGUAUUUAUAUUUGCUUUUAAAUUGUUAUUCUUGUUGUUGUUUUUUAAGUCAACAUAGGUCAACUUUAAACGUAGGAGGCAUGCUCAAAACAUGUUUCUCAGAUGUAUUAACUUUGAACUGAUGUUUAUUGUAAAGGUUUAUUUUCAGUAGGAUAUAUUUAAUGUAAGUUGUCUAGAACUUACUGUACCAACUUACGCUCCCUUUCAUCAUCUUGUAUUCUUAGCUUUACUUUAAAUGUGAUAAGUGCAAAACUUUAGAAAACUAUAACUUAGUAUUCAAUUAAACUUUGCUUGCUUUAGGCAUACUUUUGGUGAAUAAGUUUUAAUUUUCAUUGAAUCAGUUCCUAUAUCCAGAUAUCAAUAUAUUCAAAGGUUUUCCUUAUAUAUGAAAAUUUGACUUGAUGCCUUUACAGCUGUUGAGUAUUGCAUGCAAAAGCUACUUCCUACUUGUACUUUUCUCAACUUUAUUAAGUACACAUUUUUAUUCUAGAAAAUUGAAAUGUGACAGUUGGUGUAUAUCAAUAGAUGAUAAAAUGCUUAUUCCCCUCCCCAUGAAUAACUGUACACGUGUUUGAAAGAUUGACAUUUUCAACGGAUCUGUCAAUAAUUGACAGCUGUUUCCUUAAAAUAUGUAAAUUUCAUGCAAAGGACUUAAAUUUACAUAUUUGAUUUUAAUAAUGAUAAUGUAUUCACAUGUGUUUAUUGUCAUGCAGACCGCCACUUCACAUAUAUUUAUGACCUGUUUAAUGAGUUUAAUUGUGUUCAUGAUUAUACUUUAAACUGCACAAGAUGAGGUAAUAUUGAAUGUUAACAAUUAUUCUAGGUGCUAAAUAAGCUACAGUCAGCUACAUUUUCAACAUCCUGUAUUUGCUUUUGAACAAGUCACACUGUUGCAGAGCAUUAAAUAUUAGAUUGCAUGUAAAAAAAGUACUCAACAAUAAUUAUGCGGUUUUUGGAAAUGCUCUUUCAGAAUAAAGUGAAGGGAAAUUUUCUGAAUAUUGAAAUGUUAUAACAAAAUAGUUUCAAAUGCAUUAAAUGCACUUUUUAGAAAUCACAGUUUCAUUUAUUUUUAAUGAAAGUCUGAAAGUACUUUGACCAGUCAAAUAUUCCAUAUGUGCAAUGAUGUGUAAAUGUAUUUUUUUGACACAGCUUAUUUUCUAGUCAUGUUAUGGAAUCUCAUUGUGUGUUUCUUGACAUAUUUUUUGUAUGGACGCACAAUACAAUAUAAAUCUGUUUUUUUACUCAUUCUAGUCCUUAUUAAAAGUAACAUUGACGUUUAUAUGUAUUAUUUAAUUAUUUGAUGUGUUUAUUGUUGUUUUGUCUUUUGUUACUAUUGUUUUGUUUUUUUACCAAUGGCACAUUUUGACGGUCUCUUUAGUAAACUUGUUUAAAAUGGCUGCACACUGAAAAAAUGUACAGUUGAAGUCAGUUUAUAACUCAUCAAAGUCAUGUGUGUACAACCUUUUAAGUAUGUGGUGACCAGUGUUCAUUAAAGAGUUAAUGUUGUAGAUUGUUGAUGUUUGAAUGAAUCCUUAUGCGCAAUCAGUGGUGUGAUGUGUUCUUCUUAUAUGUAAAAGUAACUUUUGUUACAUUACCUUGGUACUAUAUGCCUUUAUUCUCAAUCAUUCCAUUGUUUGACUUAUUGCCAAUUAUAUAUUAAGCUUAUGUGAAUAUUUGUGCUUUUUUAUCACUUCAGUGAUAGUUAAUGUUGAUGAUUAUGUAAAACUGUGUACAGCAAAUGUCCAUCUAAGAUACUGAGACUUUUUCUAUUCAGGUACAUUAACUUACUUAGGCUGUACAAUGUCACAUUAAUACGUAAUAGUGUAUAACAAACACUGUAAGGUCUUGUCUGUACGUUUGUGAACACUACCUCAUCGACAUUGUCAAUUAAUUAAGGUCACACUGUAGUUAAGUGCCAUACAUUGCAUGCUGUCAUGUAGUACAUGUAGUACACAUGUAGCUCAACAAUAUUGACCUGGCCCUGACCUUUUUUAACACUCUAGAUGUCACAUUUUUUUGCCUAUUCAUGAUGAAAAUCCGCUUAGAACAUUUUAUGGUUCAGGUCCAUUGAAAACUAUGACAGUCAGAGGAGGGCCAGUUUUCUUAUAUUUCAAUAGUGAAACCCUGUUAACACUCAGACUUGAAGUCACAUUUUUUACCAAACUAUCAUGCAACAUGCUGUGAAAAUGUUAUAUAAUAAUAUCAGGGACGAGUUGUAAAAUGGUUCUAAUCCAUUGAAAAAUAUGACCGCAAGUUGGGUGUUUUUGUUUUUUUACUUGGUUAAAGUAACCUUGGGAACACUAGAAGUAACAUAUUUUGCCCAAUAAUGGUGUAUCUUGCUCAGAGCAUUAGUUUAAAGAACAUCUAGACCUGGGGACCAUUUCAAUAACCAUCGUAGUACACAUUUAUGAUACGAUACAUUUUUCGAAGAUACAUUAUUGCUAAAGUCCAUAUCAUAUGAUUAUAAAUUUUCAGUACUUAUUAGUCCCCUACCGGUUUCACCGGAGGGGACUUAUGGUUUUGUCCCCAUCCGUCAGUCUGUCCAUCCGUCACACUUUUCUGGAUCCUGCGAUAACUUUGAAAGUUCGUAAUAUUUUUUCAUGAAACUUGGAACAUGUAUAUAUGGCAAUAUGGACAUUAUGCACGUCAUUUCAUUUUGUUGCUACGUCAAAAAUUGUGGUUGCUAUGGCAACAAAUAGACUAGAAAUAGUACUGAAAAUGGUGUUUUUUUCUGGAUCCUGCAAUAACUUGAAAAGUACUGAAUAUUUUUUCAUGAAACUUGGAACAUGGAUAGAUGGCAAUAUGGACAUUACGCACGUUAUUUCAUUUUUUCCUACGUCAAAAAUUGUGGUUGCUAUGGCAACAAAUAGACUAGAAAUAGUGCUGAAAAUGGUGUUGUUUUCUGGAUCCUGCGAUAACUUUAAAAGUUCUUAAUAUUUUUUCAUGAAACUUGGAACAUGGAUAGAUGGCAAUAUGGACAUUAUGCACGUCAUUUCAUUUUGUUUCACGUCAAAAAUUGUGGUUGCUAUGGCAACAAAUAGACUAGAAAUAGUGCUGAAAAUUGUUGUUUUUUUCUGGAUCCUGCGAUAACUUUAAAAGUUCUUAAUAUUUGUUCAUGAAACUUGGAACAUGGAUAGAUGGCAAUAUGGACAUUAUGCACGUCAUUUCAUUUUGUUUCUACGUCAAAAAUUGUGGUUGCUAUGGCAACAAAUAGACUAGAAAUAGUGCUGAAAAUGGUGUUGUUUUCUGGAUCCUGCGAUAACUUUAAAAGUUCUUAAUAUUUUUUCAUGAAACUUGGAGCAUGGAUAGAUGGCAAUUGUUCAGAUAUAAAUUUAUAAAAAGAUUUACCCUUUUUUGUUCAAAACAAUAAGGUAUAAUAUACUAUGUAUUACAUAAUAUUCUGUUUCAAUGGGAAGAGCUUUACAAUGUAAUGUUAUUUUCUUGUGUGCAGCAUAACUUGUCAAAUAUUAAAUGGAUUCAAAUGAAACUUGAUAUAUUGAUGAAUGGCUUUGAGAUGUAGUGUUAAAGUACCAUAAUUCUAACUUCAGUAUUUACAGAGUUGUUAUCCCUUGUUUAUUUCUUGUAGAUUCUUUAAUUCUGUUAGAAUUGAAGAUAGCAAGAUGAAAUAAAAUAGAUCUGCAAAUAGCAUUUCAAGAAAGUGCAGAGUGCAAGAACUCUGAAGUGUUUUUAGAGAUAUUUCCCUUUGUUUUUUUGCUUAAAUAGUGUAAUUUAAAUAAUUUUAUUUUGGAAAUCUAACCAUAAAAAGUCUGGAAGGGAAUCAAACAAAGCAACAUAUAAACUGUUCAUCACAGCAUGUCUGGUUUGAAUAUCCAGAUUAUAUUAAUGAUAGGUUUUAGUGACUGGCCUUAUGUCUAAUGUUGCUUUAACACCAGACCCUCGCAGGGCAUGGUGAAAUGUUUUAGAUGUGCAUUUUCAAUGUUAAUCAAGUGGCUUAAUUCCUAUUUGUUGUGCUAUUUUGCUUUUAGCUUUAGAAUUAAAGUGCCUUGUAGUACCGUUGCUGUUGUGGUGAAAAUGUUACCAAAUUUCAUAUAUUUAUAUUUGAGACAUGCUUUUUAUGUACAGCUUAUUUUUAAAUAAAUGUGGGUAUUGUAUACAGAGUGUGUCUAACUUUUUGUCAGAUAUUUUAUUUAUACAUGUCCGUGUCAUAUUGUAUCGUAAAUCGAUAUUUUCUGGACUAUACCUGAUUUUCUUAUUUUAUAUUCAAUAAACUCUUAAACGUGAA